Molecule: messenger RNA, 2267 nt
Organism: Diabrotica virgifera virgifera (western corn rootworm)
Lineage: Eukaryota; Metazoa; Arthropoda; Insecta; Coleoptera; Chrysomelidae
Product: E3 SUMO-protein ligase ZBED1-like
Exons: 4
Coding region: 119-2092 (657 amino acids)
Molecular function (GO): protein dimerization activity; DNA binding
Source: RefSeq, a predicted model, not a curated record
AAUAAUAAUAAUUAGUAAUUUUUAAUAAUAAUUUUAGUUAUUAAUAAUUAGUUAGUUAGUUAGAUAGCCAGUUUUUUUAUCUUGUGUGCAAUAGUGUGGAUAGCUGUUUAUUUCUAAAAUGGAAAAAUUUCUAGUACAUAAAACUAAAAAGAUGAAUCCAGAUUCUGAAGCUUCAUCCUCAAAACGACAACGUCCUGAAUCUCCUGUACCUGUAUGUGAUAAAAUUGGUUCUUCUUCACUCUCGCAAUCACCUUCAACGGACAAGAAAUUCAACAAACGGCGUAAAUCCUCUACCGUUUGGAACUAUUUUAAACGGUCGUCUAAUGGAAAAUUAGCCAAAUGCACUACUUGUGGGAAAGAAUACAAAACCAGUGGCAAUACCAGUAACUUAUCGGAUCAUUUGGCAAGGUUCCACCCCAUUAGAAGUUACAAUGGUGUACAAGAGGUGUCUACAUCUAGUGAUAACGCUAAUUAUACUACAACCACAGCUAAACCAAAUGUAGUAUCAGUCAGUUCAUUUUUUAAAAGAGAGACUCAUUAUGACAGUCAAUCUGAAAGAAAAAAACUAUUGGAUAGAGCUGUAGUAGAAAUGGUUUGUUUGGAUUACCAACCAUUUACAAUUGUGGAGGAUGUUGGAUUCAGGCAGCUAGUGUAUAAAUUAGAUCCACGCUAUGUAUUGCCUAGUGCUUUUACCGUAGGUGGAAAAUUACUAAGUGAAUUUUAUACAGAUAUAUCUAACAAACUGCAAGAUAUUUUAAGAAAUAUCGAUUUUGUUGCCAUAACCUGUGAUGGGUGGACAUCAAGAGCUAUGGAAUCAUAUGUAACGGUUACAUGCCACUAUGUUGAUGAAGAUUUUAAAUUAAAUGCUGUUGUGCUUUCUACAAAACCCCUAACUAAUGGCAUUCACCACACAGCAGAAAAUAUUGCCGAAACAUUGUCAGAAAUUUUUAAUGAGUGGAAUUUGGAACAAAAAGUGAGCUGUAUAGUAACAGACAAUGCUCCAAACUAUAUAAAGGCAUGUAAAUUGUUAAAAAAACGCCAUAUUCCAUGUUACGCACAUACAUUGAAUUUGGUCGUUCAAGAUAAUCUUAAGUAUGUGCAAGAUUUUAUAACAAAAUGCAAAGAUAUUGUAACAUUUUUUAAGAGCAGUAAUAUUGCUACAAAAUUGUUCAAAAAGGAACAGGAACAAGAUCGAGCUCAGCAAUAUCAAUUACUGCAGGAAGUUUCAACUCGUUGGAAUAGUACCUAUUAUAUGGUUCAAAGAGUUCUGACCACAAACGAUGCUAUAGGUAGGACCAUUUUAAAAUUACGCAAACCUCCUCAGCCUCUCUCUGUUGAUGACAUCAUUGUGUUGACAGAUGUCCAAAAAGUUUUGCAAUGCUUUGAAGAAGCAACUAAGAAAAUAUCAGGUAGUGAAUAUGUAACAAUUUCCUUAGUUAUUCCAAUUACAUUCGGAAUUUACAAUAUUUUAACACAGUUAUUACCAGAAUUAGCAAGUGAAGAAGGUAAAAUAUUUUGUAAAAAAAUGAUAGAAUCUGUGAGGACAAGAUUAUUUCCCUAUGAGCUAAGAACAGCAACAAGAGUUGCAACUUUACUUGAUCCUCGAUUCAAAAAGGAAGGAUUUAGGGCAAAAGAGAAUGCAGAAGCUGCUGCUACCCUUUUAGAACAGGAUAUGUAUAGUUUUAUGAAAAAAAGACAAGAGAAUUCCAUUUCACAAGACAAUACUGAAGAAAUCAGUAAAACUCAAACAAAUACCACUCGAUCUCUCCUUGGCUUCCUAGGAGAAAGGAUUGGAGAAAAGGUUAAAUCAGUUACAGCAGAUGUUAUCAUCACAAAGAGACAGUAUUUAGAACGAACAAAUUCUGACGAACAAAGUGACCCUCUUUUAUUCUGGAAGGUGACAGGCAAGGAACUAACUCCAAUGGAAGAUUGUGUCAAUCAAUAUUUUUGUAUACCAGCUACAUCUGUGGAAAGUGAACGCACCUUUAGUGCUACAGGUCAAAUCAUAACAGAUCGCCGUUCCAACUUAAACCCAGAAAAAGUUAAAAUGUUAACAUUCUUACAUCAAAAUUUUUCUGCAGUGCAAUUUUAAAAUCUAAGUAUGUAAAUUUUUUAAUAUAAAUGUAAGUAAUUUCUUGCUAUUAUUUCAUUUCAUAAAAAUUAACCAUGAUUAACAUCUAAAUGUAUCAGGCAAAUUUUAAUUUUAUUAUAAUAAUUACUAAUUGCACUACACUGUUGGUUCUUACAUUCAUUCUAACAAAAUAAAU